Papaver somniferum (opium poppy) is the source of this 1161-nucleotide messenger RNA. RefSeq lists its product as uncharacterized. Bases 1 to 1161 code for a protein of 386 amino acids. The record is from RefSeq and is a predicted model, not a curated record. NCBI's taxonomy places the organism in Eukaryota, Viridiplantae, Streptophyta, Magnoliopsida, Ranunculales, Papaveraceae. The transcript is spliced from 3 exons.
AUGGAUCAAGAGAGGGGAGUUUUGGGAGACUCACAAGGGAUUGACUUGUUGAAGUUUGAAAUCCAGUUAAGGACUUGUGUUGAUUCUAUUUAUUCAUCAUCUUCUUCUGCUCCUGCUCAUGCUUCUUCGUUAUCAUCAAGUUGUAUUUCAAGUGAUGAUGUAGUUUUUGUGGAAUAUAUCACUGAUGAUGCGUGUUUGAUCAAAAAGGUACCGAAGAAGUCUGAUGCUUGGGUCAACAUCUUAACUGGAGUAGGGAAGUUGUUUCAAGGUGGUAUUAGAGAAGUUAAGGAUGUUGUUACGAAGUAUGAAAUAAAUAGUGGUCGCAAAUACAAAUUAGUUAAGAGUGACUUUGAACGAUACACUGUGGAGUGCAAGUUCAAGGAGGAGGAAAAUUGUUGCUGGAGGUUUGACGCCUCUCUCCUUGCCAAAUCAAAUGGUGUAUUCCAAUGCAAGAGAUAUGUUUCAGAGCAUUCAUUUAGCUUAGCUUCAUCUAAUCCAUCAAAAGUUAGGAUGAUAAAAUCGUUUAUGAAGGAUAUCUUGGCAGAUGAUUUACGAGCAUCGAAGAAGAAGAAGACUGCUUCUGAAGUUAUAGAUUUAUUCCGAAAUGAAUAUGGGGUUGACCUCACGUAUAGUCAGGCAUACCAUGGUUUAAACUUCACCAAGCAAUUUCUUUGGGGUGACGAUAUCAAAUCUUAUUCAUACUUUGUUUGGUAUAAAGAUGCCAUUGAACAUUACAAUCCUGGAAGUGUCGUCAAUUUUGAGUAUGAUAGUGUGACGCGUCAGUUCAAAAGUUUUUUCGUUGCUUUUGAAGCUUCCAUAACUGGUUUCAACAAUUACUGUCGUCCAAUGCUAUUUAUCGAUUGUACCUUUCUCACUGGGAAGUUCAAAGAGAUUUAUCCAGUUGCAUUUGGUUUUGUUCCUUGUGAAAAUUGUGAGAGUUGGCUAUGGUUCUUAACCAAUUUGAAGGGUAUUAUUCGUGAAGAUCGUCCACUGAACAUCAUAUCAGAUCGUGGAAUCGGCCUUUUGAAGCAUGUUCCUGAAGUUUUACCAAAUGCUUACCAAUCCUUCUGUCUGUACCAUAUGAAAGGAAAUUUCCUGUUCCAAAGGGAAAGAGCAGACAAACUGCAGUCAAGUUAUUCGGACAGUGCUACACUGCAUUAA